AUGUCGGCUCCUACAGACCCGAGCAAGACCAAUACCAGUUACACUCCUCCUACUGCAGCUGCAGUACCCGAAUCACCAACCACGGUGCGCCCAUUUGAGAUGGACGACGACGAUGUUCCUGAGACGGGCGUCCUUGGUGACGACGGCGCCCGUUCCACCGCCACGAUCGCUCCUCCUUCCAACACAGCCAACACGGCUCCCGCUACCGACGAGCCUGCUCCCGCGAAACCCCCCAGACCUGUCACAGAGCAGCAAAAGAACGAGAUCAUACUGAAAGAAGCAUUUCCCAGCAUCGAUGCCUCGGUCAUCAAAGCUGUGCUGGCCGCGAGUCGUGGCCAGAUCGAUCCCGCCUUCAACGCUCUCCUUGGCAUGAGUGACCCCGAUGCCGUUCAGCAGGAACCUGCAAGCGAGCCUGCUCCUCCCCCUCAACCCCCGCGCCCAACCGGCCGGAGCGCCAUGUCUCAGCUGGAGGCCGACGAGCUCUACGCCCGUCAACUUGCUGAGCACUACGACAAUGCUGGUGCCUACGAAGCGCGGACGACAAACCGGGGCCCAGGUGGCCAGUAUCGACAACAAACUACGGGUUUGAAACCCAACGAGCAGUACGACCGAGAACAUAGCUUCAUAGAUGACGACCUCCCUGUCAUCCGAGAGAAUCUUCGGAAGGGAUUCGUCGAAACCCAGUCCAAAGUCAACACCUGGUUUACCCAACUCAAGAAGAAGAUUGACGGGGAAUAUGAUUCAGAAGAGGACGAGUCGCAACCCUCCAAACAUCAGCACCAUCAGCACCCCGGCGGUCUGGGUAGACGGAGUGGGGAGGGUAGCCGAAGAAGCACAGACUACGACCGCUACGAUGCGGACCCGCAAGUCCUCGGCGACGAUUUUGCGGGAAUGAAGUUGAACCCCGAUGGCAGGCCAGCUCAAGGGCGACAGACCAGCAAUCCCAAUCUCUACAGACCACCCCCGUCUUCAAGUUCCCCUAGGCCUGACAGCCGUAAGGUCGCUUUCAAGGAGGGAGUGGAGGGUAUUGACCCUUAUGAGGCCUCGCCUCGGAUCACCCCGAACGAUAGCAGCGCAACUCCACCUCCAGGAAAGCAGAGCAAGUGGCAGCCGUUGUCGGCAGUCGAGCCAAGUCCCAUUACCGAUAAUGAUCCCUUCAGUCUUGGAGAUAGCGAGGAUGAGAAGGAUUCCAAGGCCGGUCACAAGGAUACCAAGAUGGAGGAUAGCGAAAGGCUCAAGCAGGCUACAGCUGAUGCUAUGGCCGAUAGCUUAGUGGGCUCUUCCGGGAAAUCUGGCGAUGAUUCAGCUGGCGGCAAGAAGUAG
Molecule: messenger RNA, 1323 nt
Organism: Anthostomella pinea
Lineage: Eukaryota; Fungi; Ascomycota; Sordariomycetes; Xylariales; Xylariaceae
Source: the annotation of a GenBank genome assembly